GCGGGGCGGAACUGGCGGCCGGAGAGGCUGAUUGGCGGGAGGAGCCGUUACAGGAGCUGGAGUCCGAGUCGGCGCCGGUCCGCGUCCGCCGCCAUGACAACCUCCCAGAAGCACCGGGACUUUGUGGCAGAGCCCAUGGGCGAGAAGCCGGUGGGGACCCUGGCCGGGAUUGGCGAGGUGCUGGGCAAGAAGUUGGAGGACAAGGGUUUCGAUAAGGCCUACGUGGUGCUCGGCCAGUUCCUGGUGCUGAAGAAGGACGAAGACCUGUUCCGGGAGUGGCUCAAGGACACCUGCGGGGCCAACGCCAAGCAGUCCCGCGACUGUUUCGGCUGCCUGCGCGAGUGGUGCGACGCCUUCUUGUGAGCGAGAGGCCGGGGCGGGGGUGGCCGUCGCCCCCGCCACCCCCCCGGAGUCGGGCCUCGGCCGCCAGCGCCCCAGUGGGAACCCCCGUCUCCCUCUCCCCCUGGCAGGGAGAAAUUUCCGCUGUCGCAUCUCCUCGGACAUCCCCCCCGUUGGCAGGAGGUUGCGCGGCCCCGGUCCCUUCGGCCGUUUGGCCUCCUGCCUCCCUGCCCGUCCCGCUCCCCUCACCCCCCCCCCCCAAAGCUUGCCACCCCCGGGGCCGCGGGAGCGCCGGCGACCCGCUCCCGUGGCCGUCCCGUCUCCCCGGCCUGUUUUAUGCCGUCCGGCCUGCCUUUCCGUCGGCGCGCUCGACGCUGCGGUUGUAAAGGUUUUUUUAAAAUCAAUAAAGUCUGUCACCUCGA
Messenger RNA from Tachyglossus aculeatus (Australian echidna), 761 nucleotides. RefSeq names its product BAF nuclear assembly factor 1 (gene BANF1). The transcript has 3 exons. Gene Ontology annotation, molecular function: DNA binding. NCBI's taxonomy places the organism in Eukaryota, Metazoa, Chordata, Mammalia, Monotremata, Tachyglossidae. Bases 94 to 363 code for a protein of 89 amino acids. The record is from RefSeq and is a predicted model, not a curated record.